This is a messenger RNA of Osmerus eperlanus (European smelt), 4382 nucleotides long. RefSeq names its product sprouty-related, EVH1 domain-containing protein 2-like. The transcript has 6 exons. The coding region runs from base 424 to 1827 and encodes 467 amino acids. Gene Ontology annotation, biological process: negative regulation of MAPK cascade; multicellular organism development. Gene Ontology annotation, molecular function: protein kinase binding. The record is from RefSeq and is a predicted model, not a curated record. Gene Ontology annotation, cellular component: membrane. NCBI's taxonomy places the organism in Eukaryota, Metazoa, Chordata, Actinopteri, Osmeriformes, Osmeridae.
CUCCCUCCCCCGGAGUCGGUGGUGAAGGGCUGUUAGGCUGCCCGCACAAUCCAACAUGGAGUAGCGAGAGAUGGGGCUCUAGCGGGGCCACCCCUCGGUAACAGCAACGCGCAUUUAGCACUACGGAACUUGGACUGUCACAGAAUUUAUCAUCUAGGCUUUCAGAAUGGAAUUUUAACCUGUCUAUAUCCACCACAGGAAUAUCAACUUUCGAGGCCACUGUGUUCUGUACACGCAACUGGUUGGCUCGCGAAGAACAGCAGAGAAAGGAGGCAUCUAUUCCAGGCGAAGACUGAAGCAGAGCUACAAUCACACAAAGGCUGGGGAAAGAUAUGCGGAAUUGAAUGGAUGUAGGAGAUAGGUGAAAUGACGGACAAAAAGUAUGCACCCGCUUUGGGAUAUUAUUUUCGGUGAAACGCGAAAAUGAUAGAGGAAACACACCCAAACGAUGACAGCUACAUCGUGCGUGUGAAAGCAGUGUUGAUGACGCGAGACGACUCGAGCGGGGGCUGGCUGGCCCAGGACGGGGGGGCUCUCUGCAGGGUCGGCGUGUGCAGGGUCUUUCCCCAGGAGCUGUCCCCCGCCCUCCCCUUGCCCCUCCCCCGUGCCAGCCGAAACCACUUCCUCAUCCACGGAGAGCGGGACAAACAGGUGAUACUGGAGUGUCCCCUGAGGAAAGAUCUGGUCUACACUACGGCCACGCCCACCUUCCACCAUUGGAAGGUGGAGGACAGGAGGUGCGGCCUGUCUUUUCAGAGUCCAGCCGAUGCCCGUGCCUUUGACCGGGGUGUACGCAAAGCCAUAGAGGACCUUGCAGAAGGCUCAACAACCUCUUCAACGCUCCAAAAUGAAGCUGAACUGGGCGAUGAUGAUGUAUUCACGAACACCACAGACAGCUCCUCAAACUCCUCUCAGAGGCUCGACACGUCAAUGCAGCUGCUGGACUCCUCCCCUCUCCCCCACCGCCACAACUUCGUCUUGGGACAUCGCCACGACCUCCACGACCCCUACAGGUUCUCACCUGACCACUACUUCCAGGAUCAGUCACUGUCCCGGGUCCCUCGUCACGUCACCUUCCAGGAAGACGAGGAGAUCGUCCGCAUCAACCCCCGCGAGUGCUCCUGGGGCCACGUGUCCGAGUCCCGCCCGGGCCGCCUCGCCGAGCGCUCCACGGUCACGGGCUACGAGGACUACCGCCACGCCACCGUGCGCGACAAGUUCAUCCACCCGGACGACACGGAGUCCUACGUGGACUUCGCCAAGAGCGAGACUCACAAACACGACUAUAAUUACCCCCUGGCGCCCGCCGCCCUGAUAAACUCAGACUCGGACCCCGCCCUCGGACCCUUUGCCGGUAAGGGCCACCUCGACGUCGGUCACGGCUUCGGCUCCGUGGUCUCCAGCCAGCCGCGUCCCCUGCUUCCGGGCUCCUCCUCCAAUAACGGCGACAAGGGCCGAAUAGGCAACGGGGCGGAACGCGCCCACUGCGAGUACUGCGGAGAGACGUUCUUCCGCACGGACAACAGGCGAGGCGGGUGCCAUGACGCCCCGGACCCGGUGCGGGCGUUUAUCCGGCGCGCCAGCUGCAUGUGGCUGGCGGACACCCUGCUGUACCACUGCAUGUCGGACCCCGAGGGGGACUACUCCGAUCCCUGCUCCUGCGACGGAGGCGACGGCGGCGGGGGGCGCCUGGGCACGCGCUGGGCGGCUCUGCUGGGGCUGUCUCUGGUGGCGCCGUGCCUGUGCCUCUACCCGCCGCUGCACGCGUGCCACAGGGCAGGACUGGCGUGCGGGUGCUGCGGGGGCAGGCACAAAGCCGCGUGGUGACCCGGUCUGGCCGGGGAAAAACACCCCUGAACGCUAAAUACACCCCCAACCAAACACCAGCACAGGGGGGGGGGGAGGGAGGGAGGUAGGCAGAGUGCACCGGAAAACGUAGGGAGUGUGUUCUUUCGUCUGGUCAGGGUUUUGUUUUUGUUUUGUUUUUGUCGACAAAUUCCAAAAUGACAAUGGAAGUAAGCUGGGACAGUCUUUGCCUUGAAGAUAAGCUCAUCCCGUACUGUACUGUUCUCUCUUUCCGUCUCCCUCCCUCUCUUUUUCUCCCUCCCCUCUCAACAUAGCUGUCUCUUUCUCUGUUUGCAUUGAGAGAACACUCUUUUUCAGGGGGGCUUUUUUAUAGCCAACUAAUGUCAUGUAUCACAUAUGCAGGUACUUUAUACUUUACACACUGAUUCGGUGUCGAAGAACUUGAAUCAUAAUUUUUUCCCUUGUUGCAUUGUUGUGUGUAUCUGGUUGAUGAGGUGCCUGUAUAGUUUUUGUUAUGUUGUUAAGCUACGGCUAGCUCAGAUCCUUCUUCCUCCACAUCCAACUCUUCAGAACUGACACUGCCCCAAGUACUAAAACCCAGCUGAACAUCUAGGAUGAAAGCCUAACACUAAAACAGUGGUAUGAUUGUGUGUGUGUGCGUGCGUGUGUGCGUGCGUGCGUGCGUGCGCGCAUACACAGUGUCUGUGUAUUUUCACUGAGCCUUGCAAGGCCAUUGUGAUGCCUUCCCCACCAGUGCAUUAUCAUCAUCCACUCAGAAAACACAGCUACAAUCAGCCCAUUCAAACAGCCCAAAACACAGUUACCAGCCUGCGCCGACCUUCAGAGUUCAAUAAAUGACCCACCUAGGUUUCAUGUAUUAAUAUCCAAAGAUAAUCUUUCUUUUUGUUAUUCCUUUAGAUGCUAUUUAGAUAGUCUCACUGAAUUGAAACACCAGCCAAAGAGUGCACAGUUUGCUAUGAAAGUGUUCACUGAGGAUACAAGCAGGCAUAGACCUAUAUGGUAUUGAUAGAAAAACAGUGUCCAGGGCCAUGCUUCAAUACUGUCCAUACCUUCUCAUCCCUGAUCUAACACUAGGGAGGGGUCCUUUGAAUCACAAUGGUCCCAUCAUGUUAGGUCUGUGAUAUUAAUGUGGGAUGAUUUAUUGUAUCAAAGCAGUGCAUAGAUCCACUGUACCGACUGGCCCACACAGCAGUUUUUGGAAAGCCCUUUGCAAUUUUAGAACCAUUUUGAAGAUGGAAGAUUUGAAGGGGUUAGGUUUGAUGCUUUUAUGUUGAAUGAGUGACACCAAACUCAGUUGUCCGGUUCACAUUGGGAUUUUUUACAAUUUGUACAUUUGACAAGAUCGGAUAAAUCACUGAAGUGUAAGCCACACAAACUGUAAAAUGCUGGUGGAAAUCUCAGUUUUUAAGGCCAAAGGUACUAACUGUAAAGUUAUAAGAUAUGUUGUUUUAUCUUUCUUUUUGACCAUCUCAAAGCUGGAAACCGGACUGCAACAUUUAAAAGUAUUUCUCUAAUGCAGUAGAUUAAAAUGAAACACAGUCGGUUUUCUAUUGAGCUCACUGGGGGAAUAAAGAUUCCAGCCUAUCUGCAAUGUACAAUCAGUUCUAUUUUUAGACACACCCACUUCCCUCUUCUUUGCUCCACCCACAUCCACUGUCUCCUGAGUGACACUCCUGAGUGACAGUGCAGCUGUCCAAUCCUGUGUCUCCGCUGAAAAGCACAACACUACAAAAUAACAAGUGCUUUACGUGUUGUUCUGUGGGGGAUGCAUCAAUGGUACAACAUUGCGUUUACACAGUCUUUCCAACUCUUAAUCAAUGUUAUAAAAUACCAGACAUAGCAUAAAGUGUACUCACGCUGAGUACCGUUUUGUGAAAACAAUGAGUGGGAAAAUGUAAUUUUACCAAGCUUUUACUUCAAAUGAUAUGUUGUUUUCUUUUGUACAUUCUGUCUCUAUGAUGUUCGAGUUUUAUCACUCCCUUUUUCCACUCCAGAAAUGCUACCUUUGUCUUUAAAGGGCUCCUAAACCUUAGACACUUAGAUUUGAAAAUGGUUUUGUUCAGACAGGGCUGUAGUCCAUACCAAUUGGUUGAGAAGUGUUGUGCUAGUCUUCAACCUGUAAUAAUCAUCAAACACAUUAAAGGAAAAGCUUUCUUCUGUCUGUCCAGGGCAAAAAUAUAUGUUGUACUCACGCCAAAACUAUUUACAAGUGCCUAAAAGUGUAGCGUUUAUCUAUGUAUUUAAACAAAACAAAAACUUAAAAUAUGUAAAAAAAAAAGAGCAAACAUUUUGUGUGUGUGUAUUUGUGUAUAUAUAUAUAUUUAUACACACACACAAAUCCAGUUUAUGUUGUACAUUUUUAUUUCAAUUGUUUUGUUGAUGUUUUUUAAACUGAUUCUAACAUGGAUGUAGCUCUUGCUUUGAGAAGGAACUGAAAGUACUUUUAGAUAGAGAACGAUGGCCUGGCCCGGGGGAAGUAAGUCAUGUGUGUCUUACCUUCUGCCUCCAAUAAAUUGAAAAAAACAAAACAACAACAACCGUGAAACCUUGUCUUA